CGUACCGAACCAAAAAAAAUUCAACCCUGUUUUCCCACCCUUAUUUCCUUGUAUUCCCCUUCAUACCCCGUUGAUGGCUCAGCUUUCAGGAACCGUGAAAAACGACUAUUUUUCAGACGCAGAAGAUUCAGACAGAGAUCAGCUUUCGGACGACGAAGGAUUCGCACUCCACGAUUACGACCUCGAUGUAGUCGACGAUGCUAUUAUUAACGCUCAUAAUUCCGAAUUCCUUGAUCACUUUGGGUUCAAAAUUCAAGUAAAGACAGAUGACGAGGAAUCCGAUGACUCGAGCGGUUCUGAUUUGGAUUCAGACGACGAGCAGCCGACCAGUACCGCAGACGCCACUUCCGUUCAUGGCUUUAGCACCGACGAAAAUGAAGAGAGACCCACCGUGGCCAAAUCAAGCAACAACGCUAGUCGCGAACGUCAACAUCAUCGUCAUUCCAGCGGGUCUUCGGUCCAUCAUAAAUCGUUGUUCUCACCGUCAGCGUCCAGUGAUGACGACGGCCACUCCAUCGAUACCGCCAUGACCACUCCCACUGCCCACAAGCAACAUCAUCUGUCACUCACUUCCGUUGAACCCCUACCUUUUGAACGAUCACCAAGCAACGCUAUUCCAGCGGUACCACCGUCGUCCAACGACACGGUGACCACCAAAAGUCGUCGUGGACGAUCCAUGACAGUGUCUAGACCUUCUGACACCAUUCCCACCCUGAACCAACCACCUUUAACUACGAUGCAUGAGGAUAACGUUAUUUCUUCGCAGCAGGACGUCCCUACUUCAACUCGAAGAGCGCGCGCUGCGACCGUUUCACGACCAUCUUUGCCGAACCAUUCUUAUGGUAAAUCGGGUUUGACCGAUCAGCCUUCCAUACCAGAUACCGUUGCCGAGGAUCCUGACAGCAACAGACAAUCUUCCGAUACCCUUUCGUCCAAUUCUGUCAAGCAAUCCUUUGACGUCAGUUCAAAUCAUGCGCGAAGCCCAAGUCAAUCCAGCGGGAUUUCCCUUUCCAACAUGAACCCCUUCAAGCGUUCAUCAUCCCCAUCGCCUUCGAUCGCGUCCCAAUCCUCAGGAACGUAUACUGUCCCUACCAAGGUUACACGACCUUCCCAAGCUUAUCGCGAACGUCAGAGUAAACGCAUGUCUGAGUUCUCUAACGUCAACACCACCAGUUAUUAUGCCAUGCUUUUAUCCAAAUUUCGCCCAUCGUUGUCCGACGAUCAUGCACCUGAUUCUGCAAAACAUGCUGCGCUCAAGUCUCAGGCACUCGAACAAAUCAACAUCCUCAGACGAACCGAACCACAAGCUUACGAUUACGAUUUCUGGGAAACAGCUGUUACUGAUUUUGAUAAAGUGGUGCGAACGCAGCAUGCCGCGCUAAGACAUCAUCUGAUGGUCGGUAUACCACCUUCCAUGCGUGGCAUGCUCUGGCAAAUCUUCUCCAGGGCACACAACAAUGGAGAUAUCCAAGUGGAGUACAAGGCAUUACAGAGUCGCACCAGUCCACAUGAGAAACUUAUCCGACGUGAUCUGGCUCGUACAUUCCCCACACAUGAAUUUUUCCGCGAACAACAUGGAGAAGGCCAAGAAGCGCUCUUCAAAGUGAUGAAAGCUUACGGUAUAUUUGAUCAAGAAGUCGGGUAUUGUCAAGGGCUUCCUUUCGUUGUUGGCUGUUUACUAUUGCAUAUGCCAGAUGAUGCCGCGUUUUGCGUCCUCGUAAAGUUAAUGAGUCAUUAUGGGCUACGCGGUCUUUACACGUCGCAGAUGGAAUUAUUGCUGGAACGACUGUAUCAAUUUGAUCAUCUCUUGCAGCAAAAGUUGCCGGAAGUCCAUAGUCAUUUGGAGCGACAAGAAAUUAAGCCUUCCAUGUACGCAUCGCAAUGGUUUAUGACCUUUUUCGCCUAUCGCUGUCCUCUUCCGCUGGUGUAUCGCGUGCUGGAUCUCGUCUUUGUCGAAGGCUUACAAGUAGUACUGCAAUUUGCGCUAGCAUUGAUGCAGAGAAAUCAAAAUGCUAUUCUAAAACUCGACUUUGAAGCUAUUCUCAAGUUCUUUAGCGAAAAUGUGUAUGAUGUCUACAAGGAUGAUACGAAUGCAUUUGUAAGAGAUGCAUACGAAAUUGAUAUUUCCCCUCGACUUUUGGCCCGUCUAUCGAAGCAACAUGCCGCCGAAAUUGCACGGGAAGCCAAACGUCAGUCGCAAGAAGAAAACUUGCGACAGAUUAAUGCACAGCUGGGACAACAAGUGGAGCAGAUCGAAAACAAGUACAAGACGCUGGAAAUGGAGCAUCAAGAAAUGACGCGUCAGGCAGUGGAAACGAAAAUGAACAUGGCGCGAAUGAAUGACGAGAAUCAGGAAUUGCGACGCCAGCUUGGACAAAUGCGACACGAGUUUGAGGAACUUAAACUGACCAUGGAACGGAACUUUAAACAGCAAAUGGAUGAGAUGGACCGUAAAAAUACCGACUUGACUCGUCGUAACCAAUCUUUGGAACAACAAUUAGCAGAAACGGAAGCCAUGCUGAUCAACUUUAAAGUAGAGUAUGCUCAACGGGAAAGUGAUUACGAACAAGUGCGAAAACAAUGGCAUACUUUACAACAUCGGACGUCAACAGAAUAGAAUAUUCUGUGAUUCUUCGUGCGGUUUUCUUUCUUCCUCCUCCCCCCCCCCCCCUCUCUUUUUUCCAUUAAUGGCUGUCGAUCUUUCUCUAUUGCCACUUAUCCCUCCUUUGUAUAUAGUAUAUCCUAUAUGAGUCGAUCGUGUUCUUUCAAGUUGACGGAAAAAAUAAAUUAAAAAAAUGAAUUCAAUUAUUUUCGAUCACUUGGAAACAUAGCAGCAUAUUAUGUA
This is a messenger RNA of Radiomyces spectabilis, 2845 nucleotides long. Its product is annotated as rab-GTPase-TBC domain-containing protein. Lineage: Eukaryota; Fungi; Mucoromycota; Mucoromycetes; Mucorales; Radiomycetaceae. The transcript is spliced from 4 exons. Bases 74 to 2617 code for a protein of 847 amino acids. The record is from RefSeq and is a predicted model, not a curated record.